CAGAUAGGACAUAUAUUUAUAUGACUUUUUUUCAUUAUUUUUAGGCGUACAAUCAAUACUCCCGAAGUGGGUCCCAUAAGUUACGAAAUAUACGCCCUGUAUAUAUACAUUGUCAUGUGGUUUGGCUCGUGUUCUGCGCGUUCUGAUAAACAGUCGAAAAUUUAUGAUAAUAACAAAAUAUCAUCGCCCGUCAUAUUGAGGUAUAAAUUUAGAAGAAAGGGUGCUUUGCGACAAUGGUCGUGUUCCAUCAAGUAGGAUACACAAGUCCCUCCAUUUGCGCGGAAUUUUCAUUUUCACAUUCAGAGACAUAGAUUUUCUUUUUCUUCGCGUUUGUUAAACGUUUGUUUCCGAGUUGAGAUUACAGUACAAAGUGUAAAUCUGGACAGUGUCGUAAAAACGUUGUGUUCACUUAUUGUGUUUUGAAUAACAUACCGCUGUUAAAACUGACAGACUAACGUCUGCAUGUUUAAAUUAAGUGUCGUCUUACCGAUGCUUUUCAUGCGUAUAAAAUAUAAAAAGCACCGCACAAGGGGAGAUUCGCGUAAAAUUUUUUUUAAAAACAGUGCCGCGUAAAAUGGAGGGACGGGCGUACAUCUUCUGGCCUCGUAAAUUGAAACCACGUACCGCAAAGCACCGCGUAAAUAGAAUUCUAAUUUAUCACGUAAGUGGAGGGGCGGUUGUACUUAGUUGUGUACGUAUUUUAGUCGGCAAAGUUACGUCGUUCGAUGAUCGACGAUUACGUCGUCGUACUUUGCUGUUUUCAGUAGCGCGUAGUAGCGACGAGGGCUGUCGAUCGUUACAGAUUUUCCCUCAGGAAAAGGCUCUCCCCUUUGGAAAUUUACAACUCGAUCAAAGUAGCAAAAUCAUCGAUCAGGACCGAUGUUUGCAACAUACGUACGUACGUACAUACAUACACACAUACACACAUACAUACAUACGUGUAUAACGUUAUACUAGGCUCGCAACCGCGCGACUAACGAUGACAAGCCGCGUAGGUGCGAGACCGCGAGCGACAUUUUCGAAAGAAGCGUAGAAAUUUUAGACACUACCAGAGUAACGGUAUGUAUUUUCUCAAUAAACUAUUAUCCUCUUAUUUGCGUAUUACGCGUACAAACCGGACGAAACGCGAGGGGGGAGGAUCUUCACUCGCCAAGAUCUGUCUUGGUGUGUUGGGUGUCUUUGUUUGUCGUUCGAUUCGCUCUAAAAUGAAAUCACGUGAAUCACGAAUAAAUUCCUAAAUCGAGGAGCAAGGAGAGUAACGAGGGAGCAAGGAUGGAGAAAGACGUAAGGGCGAGCGAAGAAGCGAAAGAGAAUGGAGGAGAAUGGAGGAGCGUGGAGGAGGUUGACAGAGGGAGACGUGGAGAGAGCGGACAGCUUGCAGGCACGAGACAAUGCACGGCAUUGGAGCGCGUCGGCCGCGUCAGCGAGCGGACACCUGCUCCUCGUGCUCUCCACCCCGAACCUUUUAUGGUUCAGGACAGGAUAUAAAACUGGUAGGGCGGCUGGUUGGUCGAGCCAGUAAGGUUUCGGUGGUCGAGCGAUUCGCUCGUUGGACGUUGGAUCCUCUCGCGAAGGGGGGAAACGAAAAGGUCCGAUCGUCGUCGUCGAUGCGAUCCGGAUAUCCGUGAUAUCCAACGAAACGGGAACGGGAACGGGAACGGAAACGGAAACGGAAGCGGCAGGAAUCAUCGAAGCGGUCGACCGAUAUCGGUUGAACGGUGGUUCUCGAGGCUGGGUUUCGCCGAACGAAAAAAAAAAAAAAGGAAAGGACGAGGAUGAGGAGGAGGAAAGGCUGUUGGCUGUUGCGCGUAACGUUGUUGCUGGUUGUCGGGAUCGUUCACGGCGACGAGAACGUUUCGGACGCGAUAAGGUCGCUACGGGAGCAGGUGGACGCUCUUCUCGAUCAUCGGCAGCAGGACUACAACGCUCUCGAGGCGAGCUUGAAGCGCGCGAUCGAGAAGAACACAGAGCUGUUUGUCCUAAAGAACGAGAUCAAACAGCUGAGAAAGGAAGUGACCUCGCUGCGCGGCGGUAACGGAAACGAGGCGAAGAACGAGAGGUUGCGCGUGAGAUGGCUGGGAAGCGCGGUCACCGAGCUGAAAGGGGAAAUCGCCGAAGUGCUGCGGACGAGGAACGCGAGCGAGGAGCUCGCCGAGAGGUCCAGGAUGAAAGGCGAGCUCGCCCUGUUGAAGGGGGACGUGGCUGCGGUUGGAAGAGGAAUUCGAAAUCUCGGCGGCAGAAUCGCCAAGAUCGAGGCGGUCCUCGGUACCAUUCGCGUCGACAUCGCCGCGGUGAAGGAACGCUUUAGCCUCCUGUUUCGCACCUGCGCCGACAUUGCCAGUCAGUUGAGCUCGAUCCAAAUCGAGGUAAAGUCUCUUCGGUGCGAGUCGUUCUCGACCAACCUGGUAAAUUCGCCGGUUCAACGUCCAACGAGGGCCGGUGAUGAUGAUGAUGAUGAUGAUGCAGAGGAAGAAGAAGAAGAAGAAGAGGGGGGAGCAGAAACAAAGGCAGGAGAGAGAGGCAAGGAGAAGGAAGCAGAGAGAAGGACGAGAACAGGGAGAGCCAACGAUCGUGAAGAGAACAGCGCUACAACAACAACAACAACAGUAACAAGAACGACAACGAGGGGUAGCAACGGCGAGCAGGGUACAGCCGUGGCCCUCUCACGCGACUCGCUGCCCUCUCGGCGCAGGUUUGCGAGGAAGCACACUCGAAGCGGAUACUCGAAGAGAAAGGAGGGGCAUCGGACGCGGCUGGAGGAUCGUUUGAAGAGCCUCGAGCGUAAAGUGUUUCUGGCAGCGCAGAGGCGGACGUCGUUGGAAAAGCGCGUGGCGAUGGCGGCGGCGGCGGCCGUGGCCGCGUGCGAGAGUCAGGAAUGGGCGGGCCUGGCCAAGCGAGUGAAAAGUUUGGAGAGGGCCGGCGUCGAGCUGGCCGGCAGGAUCUCGAACGUCACGGAGAGCGGAGUUUUCACGAGGGAGGUGAACGAGUCGCUGGGCCUGCGGCUCGUCGACUCGUUGCGAUCGCUGGAGAACGCCAUGGAGGCGAACAACUCGUUGACGAGGCGAGAGUUGACGCGGCUCGGUAUAAACGCCGCUCGGAAAGGGGCGGAGCUGUCGUUGACCAGGGAAGAGCUGGGUAACCUGCGACGCACCGUGCAGGCGUUGAGCGUCAGCGCGUCGAAACUCCAAGAGAGGAGCGACAGACACGAGGAAGCGAUCGAUCGACUGACAAACGCGUCGUCGGACGAGUCGUUCUCGAGUUUCCAACAGCUGGAGGACCGGUAUCACCUGAUCGGCAGGAAUCUGACCGGCGACUGCGAGCCAACGACGGAGGAUCAGCCCGCGGACGGGCUGCGACUUUUGGAGGUGGGCAAAGGAGGCAGACCGAUGUUGGUGUUUUGCCGCGAAGGUUGGAUCGUGGUGGCGCGUCGCGUCGACGGAACUCUCGACUUUGACAGGACAUGGCACGACUAUUCCCUCGGGUUCGGCUCGCCCGUCAGCGAGUACUGGAUUGGCAACCAAGUCCUUCAUAGGCUCACCACCACUACCGAUCGCGGCGAUGACGACGACGACGAUGAUUGCACCAGCCUUCGAAUCGACAUGACGGACAUUUACGGGGAACGUUGGCGUGCCGAGUACCAGUCUUUCAGGGUCGAAUCCGAAGAGACCGGCUACAGGCUCGAGGUCCGCGGAUACUCCGGUAACGCGACCGACGCCCUCUCCUAUCAAAACGGAAUGGCUUUCAGCGCGAAAGAUCGAGACAUGGACGCCAGCGCGACUCACUGCGCGAGAAACUACCGCGGCGGAUGGUGGUUCAGUCGAUGUCAACACGUUAAUCUCAAUGGGAAAUACUCGUUGGGCCUUACGUGGUUCCGGUCCGACACUAAUCAAUGGAUGUCCAUCGCUUCUUCGGAAAUGUCUGUACGCAGGAACUUUGACUGUCGUCGUCGUCGUCGUCGUCGUCGUCGAUCGCGAUAGCGAUUUUCGACUUUCGAUCUUCCUUCUCUUCGAUACCAAAGACUUUUUUUUUUAUGAAUAAUCGCCGCGUCGCAGCUGCUCGUUAAUUCGCAAGCGAUCCAGACACUCAAACACAAACGAGAAGACGGUACUACCUCUAAUUCCUACCUGUAAUUAUCGUGUUAUCUCCAUUAUUAUUUGCCAAUUCGCUCGUUGGAAAAUACAUAUUUUUAAUUCUAUAUUGCAACAUUCAUAUACGCCACGUACGUACAUCCGCGUAAUGUAUCGCGUAAUUGUACAAUAUACGAAGAUAUUAGCGAGGUAAAAUUGUCGAACAACGACGAAUUAAUCGAUCGAUUGAUUACUUCCUUGUACGAAAUAAAUACUAUUGCCUUUUCCCUUUGGU
Molecule: messenger RNA, 4362 nt
Organism: Frieseomelitta varia
Lineage: Eukaryota; Metazoa; Arthropoda; Insecta; Hymenoptera; Apidae
Product: protein scabrous-like
Exons: 4
Coding region: 1776-3977 (733 amino acids)
Source: RefSeq, a predicted model, not a curated record